GAUGGCACCAAAAAGCGAGCCGCGGACAAGCUGGUAGUAGUAAAACAACAAUGAAAACAUAAAACGCGCAGCGCCGAACGCCGCGCGGCGAACAAGAACAAGCUAGCUGUCUGUCUCUCUCGGCCGGCGCGGCGCGAGGCAACGUAGCCGAGCGCACCGACGCCAGCCAGGUAAUGGCCUCCUCGUCCUCUUCCUGGUCGUCCUCCACGGCCGGCUCCACCGCCUCGACCUCGACGCCCCGUCCGCCUCCGAGGCUGCCGCAGCCGCCGCACGGCGCCCCCGCGUCGUCCCCGGUCUUCCUGAACGUCUACGACGUGACCCCGGCCAACGGCUACGCCCGGUGGCUGGGGCUGGGCGUGUACCACUCGGGCGUGCAGGUCCACGGCGUGGAGUACGCGUACGGCGCGCACGAGGGCGCCGGGAGCGGCAUCUUCGAGGUGUCCCCGCGCCGGUGCCCCGGGUACGCGUUCCGGGAGUCGGUGCUGGUGGGCAGCACGGAGCUGAGCCGCGCCGGGGUGCGCGCGCUCAUGGCGGAGCUCGCCGCCGAGUUCCCGGGCGACGCGUACAACCUCGUGUCCCGCAACUGCAACCACUUCUGCGACGCCGCGUGCCGCCGCCUGGUGGCCCGCGCCCGCAUCCCGCGCUGGGUCAACCGGCUCGCCAAGAUCGGGGUCGUCUUCACCUGCGUCAUCCCCAGCAGCGGCGGCGGCGGCAAGCAGCAGGUGCGGCGCAAGGGGGAGCCUGGUGCCCGCGUCAGGAGCCGCUCCGCGCGCCACGCCGCGGAUGGCGCCGUGACGGCGCGGCCCAAGACCUUCUUCCGCUCCCUCUCCGUCGGCGGGAGCAAGAACGUGACGCCCAGCCCGCUGCCAGUCGCAGCCCAGCCACAGCCACCGACGCCGCGGCCGCGGCCGCCGGCUCCGACCAUGACGUUGACGCCAACGCCGUUGGUGGCCUCCACGUAACGGCGCCACUCCUCCUUUUUCAUUUUACAGCUCAAACCACACCUUCUUCUUCUUCUUCCUUUUUGUUUACAGUUUUCGAUCAGAUUUUUUGUGCAUAGUAGGUACUCGAGAUUAAGAUUUGUUCUCUGCUGCUAGUUAUUGCACUACAAUUCAAGAUUGCCAGUAAUUGCAGUUCAGUAUGCACUUAAUUUCCGUA
Molecule: messenger RNA, 1158 nt
Organism: Lolium perenne
Lineage: Eukaryota; Viridiplantae; Streptophyta; Magnoliopsida; Poales; Poaceae
Product: deSI-like protein At4g17486
Biological process (GO): protein deubiquitination
Molecular function (GO): deubiquitinase activity
Source: RefSeq, a predicted model, not a curated record